AUGCCUGGAGAAGUCAUUGACCGCCCCAACCCAGAGCCUCUUCCCUCACACCUUCCCGACCAUGUCAUCGACUUGGCCGUCAAGCUCGACAAGACCGCUCUCCCUGAGCUUGACAAUGCUCAGCUCCAUGCCUUUCGCCGCGCGGCUGCCUAUAUUGCUGCAGCCAUGAUCUUCCUUCGGGACAACGCCCUGCUUGAACGAGACCUGACCUUUGACGACAUCAAGCCACGCUUACUGGGCCACUGGGGCACUUGCCCCGGGCUCAUUCUCGUCUACUCCCACCUGAACUAUCUGAUCAAGAAGCAUCAUCUCGACAUGAUCUACGUUGUUGGUCCCGGUCAUGGCGCUCCUGCCCUCCUGGCCGCUCUCUGGUUGGAGGGCUCUAUGGGUAGGUUCUACCCGGAAUACGCCCGCACGAAGCAGGGCCUUCACAACUUGAUAACCAGAUUCUCCACUCCCGGCGGUCCACCAAGCCAUAUAAACGCCGAAACUCCAGGCGCUAUCCAUGAGGGAGGCGAACUCGGCUAUGCGCUCGGCGUGUCCUUUGGCGCCGUCAUGGACAAGCCCGACUUGAUUGUACCAUGCAUUGUUGGCGAUGGCGAGGCCGAGUCCGGCCCCACUGCAGCCGCAUGGCACGGCUACAAGUAUAUUGAUCCUGCCGAGUCUGGUGCUGUGCUCCCCAUCGUCCAUGUCAACGGUUUCAAGAUAUCCGAACGCACCAUUUAUGGUUGCAUGGAUGACAAAGAACUCGUGGCUCUCUUCGCUGGCUAUGGCUACCAACCACGCAUUGUCAAGGACCUCAACGACAUCGAUGCCGACUUGGGUAACUCUAUGGAUUGGGCUCUCUCUGAAAUCAGGAGAAUCCAAACUGCCGCUCGCUCGGGCAAUCCAAUCUCGAAGCCUCGGUGGCCGGUUCUUAUCCUGCGGACACCCAAGGGCUGGUCUGGGCCAAAGAAGGUUGAUGGUGAAAUUGUCGAAGGGUCUUUCCGCGCCCAUCAAGUUCCACUUGCCAAGGCAAAGAGUGACCCUGAGCACUUGAAACAGCUACAGCAGUGGCUCGAAAGCUACAAACCUGGAGAGCUCUUCUGCACCGACGGCACCCCCAAUGACACGGUACUGGAGAUGAUCCCAGAGAAAGACCACAAGAAGCUCGGGCAAGUCAAGGAAACCUACAAGCCCUACGAAGGCGUCAAUUUGCCAGACUGGAAGAAGUUUGCCGCUGAGAAAGGUGGAGAAGCAAGUUGCAUGAAGGCCAUCGGCGAGUUGCUUGACGAAUCUCUGGUUCAAAACCCCAAGACCCUGCGAAUAUUCUCACCAGAUGAGCUUGAGAGCAACAAGCUUAACGAAGUCUUCAAAAACACUGGCAGAAACUUUCAAUGGGACGAAUUCUCCCGCUUCCAGGGCGGACGUGUCGUGGAAAUCCUAUCAGAGCACUGUUGUCAAGCGUUCAUGCAGGGAUACACUCUAACAGGACGAGUCGCCUUGUUCCCAUCCUACGAAAGCUUCCUCGGUAUUGUCCACACAAUGAUGGUUCAAUACGCAAAAUUCAUAAAGAUGGCCAGAGAGUGCCGCUGGAGGGGAGAUGUCGCCUCCAUCAACUACAUUGAGACGUCCACGUGGACAAGGCAAGAGCACAAUGGGUUUUCUCACCAAAACCCAUCGUUCAUCGGAGCCGUGCUGAACUUGAAGCCUGCGGCAGCUCGAGUCUAUCUCCCCCCGGACGCCAACUGCUUUCUGUCCACUCUUGACCACUGCCUCCGUUCCAAGAACUAUGUGAACUUGAUGGUCGGCUCCAAGCAGCCUACGCCCGUCUUCCUCGACCCGGAAGAAGCUGAAGCCCAUUGUCGUGCUGGCGCCGGCGUGUUCAAGUUUUGCAGCACAGACUCUGGCCGCGAUCCUGAUGUCGUGCUCGUCGGUGUCGGUGUUGAGCUCACUUUCGAAGUCGUGAAAGCCGCAGAGCUUCUCCGCGAGAUCGCGCCCACGCUCCGCGUUCGUGUCGUCAAUGUGACUGACCUCAUGGUCUUGAGUCUGGAUGGCUCGCACCCGCACAGUUUCGGCUCGCAAGCCUUCAACGCGCUCUUCACGUCGAACCGACCCAUCCAUUUCAACUAUCAUGGCUACCGCAAUGAGCUUGCGGCCUUGCUCUUCGGCCGGCCGCAAAUCGACCGCGUGACGAUUGAGGCGUAUCGCGAGGAGGGCACCACAACAACACCGUUCGACAUGAUGCUCGCCAACAACGUCUCUCGGUAUCACGUUGCGCUCAGAGCGCUCGAAGGCGCAGAGCAAUGCAACAGGGACGUGCGGCUAGAUUUUGUGCGGCUACACACGGACAUUCAGCAUCGCAUCGUGAAAGCCCGGCAAUAUAUCUAUGAGGACGGUCAGGAUCCGCAAGGGACUUACGACCUGCCAUCGUUUGAAGGCUUCACCAAGGAUGCGGGCAGCGGUGGCGGUGUACUCACCGAGGGAUAG
Diplodia corticola is the source of this 2469-nucleotide messenger RNA. RefSeq names its product d-xylulose 5-phosphate d-fructose 6-phosphate. Lineage: Eukaryota; Fungi; Ascomycota; Dothideomycetes; Botryosphaeriales; Botryosphaeriaceae. The transcript has 3 exons. Bases 1 to 2469 code for a protein of 822 amino acids. Gene Ontology annotation, molecular function: aldehyde-lyase activity. Gene Ontology annotation, biological process: carbohydrate metabolic process. The record is from RefSeq and is a predicted model, not a curated record.